Messenger RNA from Xyrauchen texanus (razorback sucker), 3597 nucleotides. Its product is annotated as tubulin-specific chaperone cofactor E-like protein. The record is from RefSeq and is a predicted model, not a curated record. Gene Ontology annotation, molecular function: alpha-tubulin binding. The transcript is spliced from 8 exons. The coding region runs from base 130 to 1485 and encodes 451 amino acids. NCBI's taxonomy places the organism in Eukaryota, Metazoa, Chordata, Actinopteri, Cypriniformes, Catostomidae. Gene Ontology annotation, biological process: protein folding.
AUCAACAAUAACAAGAGCGACGCAACACUGCCCGACUAUCAAAGUGCGCAACGCAGUGUGAAAUGACGUGGAUUAACUGAUCAUCAAGAGGGUUCCGUGAAUUAAUGCGUCUUCUCUCGAGUCUGAUUGAUGAUCUGCUCAUUCAAUCUGUAUAGGUGUGUGGCGUGGGACAGUGCAAUGGAAUCCUCUGAGACAGAAGGCCGGACCUUUAUUCAGGCAAUUAGUGAAAAGUAUAGCCCAGAGAACUUUCCUUGUCGUCGAGGACCAGGCUUGGGGAUCGUGAUUGUGCCAACUGGACCACAGGGGUCACCUAUGAAAGACCGUCUGAACUUGCCUAGUAUGCUUGUCUUAAAUGGUUGUGGAAUCAGUCAUGCAGGAGAUGAGGGAGAAAUCGCUGCCUUCUGUGCCCAUGUAGUUGAACUUGAUCUGUCCCACAAUAAGCUCCAAGACUGGCAUGAGAUCAGCAAGAUUGUUUUCAACAUCCCAAACCUGAAGUUCUUGAACCUCAGCUCUAAUCAACUGAGUGAUGCAGUCUUGGAUCCAGACUGUGCUAAGACCUUCUCCAGCAUCCGCCGUCUUGUUCUUAAUAAUACUCAAGUGUCCUGGGACACAGUGCACACUUUUACACGAGAGAUGCCUGAAUUAGAGGAGCUGUUCCUGUGCCUUAAUAAGUACACCACUGUGACACUUUCGUCCAUGCCCUGCUCCACACUGCGUCUGCUCCACAUCACAGACAACAGUCUACAUGAGUGGAACGAGGUGCGAAAAUUCGGCUCCAUGUUCCCUACGCUGGACACUCUGAUCAUGGCCAACAACAACCUGAGCUCCAUUCGGGACUCAGGAGAAAUCCUUCGCCGGCUGUUCCCUAAUCUACGAAGCAUCAAUCUGCACAACUCAGGACUUAAUCGAUGGGAGGACAUUGAGAAGCUAAACUGUCUGCCCAAGCUAGAAGAGGUGAGAUUGCAAGGUAUUCCUCUGCUGCAGUCCUACACAAGCACAGAGCGCCGCAGUCUGAUGAUAGCCCAGCUGCCCUAUGUAACCUGCCUAAAUGGGAGUGUUGUGACUGACUUAGAGAGAGAGGAUGCAGAGAGGUUCUUCAUCCGUUAUCACUUAGACCAUUCUGAGGAAGAGCUGCCUCACAGAUAUCACUGUUUGGUGACCAAGUAUGGGAAGCUGGCUCCUCUGGCUGAGAUCGACCUACGGCCACGCUACCACGUCAAGGUGGAGGUGCGCUAUGAAGACAAAGUGGAGCAGGUGAGCAUCCGGCUGGACCAGACCGUUGCAGAGCUGAAAAAGCAGCUGAAGACAGUAGUACAGCUACCCACCAACAACAUGCGUCUUUACUACAUUGACAAGGGUAUCGCCUUCGGGCCUGAUGAGCUGAAAUACAGCACACGGGCUUUGCACUCAUACAGAAUUCAAGAUGGGGAUGAGAUCCUAGUGGUUCCCAAAAAAAAAAUAACUGGCAUGCCUAAGGGUCACUGAAAUAUAUAUAUUUAAUUAACCAAACCCACUUUGAAUUAGAACUAUCAGAGUGAAUGGGACUUAUUUUCAGGGAAAAUAAAAACCGCCUAGGCUCAUCAGACUUGCAGGGGCUUCAAAGAUGUUUUAAUUGUUCUCAAGCAGCACUUCGUGUGUAACAUCACUACACAGUCACCAGUAACCCCACUUUUGUGCACCUUUGGUUUUGUUGCUGUUUGUUAAUAGUUUCCCUUUUAACUUAAGACUUUAAAAGCAAACCCACAUUUUCAAAGGCCCAUUUCUUCAAGAAUAUAGCACAGAGGAGGGUUCUGGCACCCCAGAAUGUGCAUUUUACAGAUCUUAAGACAAUCACAGCUCAAAUACUGACUGAGAACAUGUUGCAUUGCACUGAUGUCUUAAAGGAGAAAUCAUGGACAUGUUCAUUGCCUGGCAAACCCCAUUUCUGUGAUUUAAUCUGUGUGAGCCAUUAACUACAAACAAAAGACUCUCAGCCCUUAUAUAUCUUAUAUAUGGGCAAUGCUAUCUUCACAUGAGUAAAUAUUUGGAAAUAAUUUAAUUCACUUCUAUCUUUCCUUUUUCAUGUGUAGUUUAUUUGAUUCUUUUUUAAUGUUGUGAUUGAUGUCAGAAAACUUGCAGAACCGCAUGCAGGUACUGUUUAAAUGUAUCCAUUAGGAAUUUCCCUAUUGAAUGUAGUGCUAUGGAUGGCUCAACUCCACCAAAAACAAGGCAUACAUUGUGGGAAAUUUUCAUUCUAAUUUCAAAUUGGUUCAUAUUAAGGGUUGUGUUGGUUUCUACUUUUUAUCCUCACCAUAAUAAGCCCCGUUGAGUGACAAAAAGACAACACCGUCCACCAAAGAUUGUUUUAUUAUGAUGUGUAGUAUUUAAUGUAUAAUUAUUCAUCAACUGAUUGGUGUCAAUUGUUUUAUUAAAUGACAAUACAUAAAUUAGUUGCACAUCAAUCAUGGUCCAUUACUUGAUCCAGCCAGUAUACAAUAAGAAAGGGGUUUAAAACCUUAGAUUUAUUUAAAAACUUAUUUUCUCAAUGAUUUUGGGCUGUUAGUUCACAUGUCUGACGUGUGUUGAAAUGUGCAAUGCCAGGCUGUUUCUUUAAGAUGUAGAAUAUGCCAGUGUCAGGGACAGAAAGUAAUGUUUAUUUUUUAUGUUUUUGUUUUUUUCCCCAUCAGAUUAUUUCAUAAUUUGCUUACCAUGCCUGGUUCUACAAAAUCACCUAGGUUAACUAAAAUGUUCAUUGGUUUUAAUCACUCUUAAGUGUUGCUAGUAAUUAAAGGAAAAGUUCACCCCAAAAUUAAAAUGUUCUCAUUAUUUACUCUCCCUCAUACCAUCCCAGAUGUGCAUGACUUUCUUUCUUCAGCAGAACACAGAGUUUUGAAGAAUAUCUCAGCUCUCUAGGUCCUUACAAUGCAAGUGAAUGGUUACCAAAAUUUGGAAUCUCCUAAAAGCACACGAAGGCAGCAUAAAAGACUGCUAUUGCAGUCUCUAGGCCCGAUCAUGAUUUCAAGCUUGAUUACACUUCCUAGUGCUUUACGCAUGCUCAGAGCGCUACAUGGCGCUAUGUAGUGUAAACAAGUUUUAAAUCAUGAUCACCAAAGAGACUGCUGAUAUCAAGAUUAAUUGUGAAAAUGGAAAAAGGUUAUUUUUUGGUCUCUUCUCAGCCAUAACCGAUUGGAUCACUUCCUUUGUGCUUUUUGGAGCUUCAUAAUUUUGGUCACCAUUUGAAUUGUAUGGUCCUACAGAGUUGAGAUGAUCUUCUAAAAAUCUUUGUUUGUAUUCUGAUGAAGAUAGAAAGUCAUAAACGUGAGAUGGCAUGAAUAAAUAGUGAGAUUCUUUAACUGGAAUAUCAACAUGAUUUCUUGACUUAUAACAUGGUAACAUGAUUUGAAGGAUGUAUUGAUUGGAAAAAAACACUUUUUGUAAUUGUCAAUGUAUUUGCAUUAUUAUGUUUUGCUGACACACUUCGCAAAUGUUUGGGUUAACAAGAGAUUAGAUUUUCUACAAUGUACUGAUAUAUAAUAGUUAUUGAAGAGAAGAAUUUUAGCGUGUUUUAAGUGAUAAAUAUAUAUAUAUAUAUAUAUAUAUAUAUAUAUAUAUAUAUAU